Lolium perenne is the source of this 2874-nucleotide messenger RNA. The record is from RefSeq and is a predicted model, not a curated record. NCBI's taxonomy places the organism in Eukaryota, Viridiplantae, Streptophyta, Magnoliopsida, Poales, Poaceae.
ACCAUCCAGGCAUCCACCCGCAACUCAGCCAUGGCCUCCUCCUCCAUGCCCGGCGGCGUCCUUAGGAGGUCCGACAGCGUCGCUGACAUGAUGCCGGAGGCGCUGCGACAGAGCCGCUACCAGAUGAAGAGGUGCUUCCAAAGGUACGUCUCCAAGGGCAGGAGGCUGAUGAAGAACCGGCAGCUGGUGGAGGAGCUUGAGAGGUCGGCGGAUGAUGACAAGCUCGAGAAGGCCAAGCUCGCUGAGGGCUUCCUCGGCUACGUGAUCUGCUCCACGCAGGAGGCUGUUGUGCUCCCGCCUUUCGUUGCCUUCGCUGUCAGGACAAACCCCGGUGUCUGGGAGUACAUCAAAGUGCAUUCCGGAGACCUUUCGGUGGAGCAGGUCACGCCAGCGGAUUACCUCAAGUGCAAGGAGACCCUCUUUGAUGACAAAUGGGCACGUGAUGACAACUCGCUCGAAGUCGAUUUCGGCGCGCUGGACCUCUCGACACCGCAUCUCACACUGCCAUCAUCCAUCGGGAACGGGGCGCAGUUUGUCUCCCGGUUCAUGUCUUCGAAACUGAGCGGCAAGACGGAGAACAUGAAGCCGUUGCUGGACUACCUGCUCACGCUGAACUACCGUGGUGAGAAACUGAUGAUCAGUGAAACACUAGAUACCGCUGACAAGCUUCAGACAGCGUUGCUUCUCGCAGAGGUCUUCCUCGCCGGCCUGCCGAGGAACACACCGUACCAGAAGUUUGAAACAAAGUUUCAGGAGUGGGGAUUGGAGAAAGGAUGGGGUGACACUGCCAAAACGUGCAGAGAGACACUCAACUGCAUAUCUGAAGUGCUCCAGGCACCAGAUCCUGUCAACAUGGAGAAGUUUUUCAGCAGUAUGCCAUCGGUUUUCAACAUUGUGAUCUUCUCCAUCCAUGGUUACUUUGGUCAGGAGAAGGUCCUUGGGUUGCCGGAUACCGGCGGUCAGGUAGUUUACAUCCUGGACCAAGUUAGAGCUCUAGAAGAGGAAUUGUUGCAAAGAAUCAAGCAGCAGGGCCUGAAUAUUACUCCGAAGAUUCUCGUGUUAACAAGACUUAUACCAGAAGCAAAGGGCACCAAGUGCAACGUCGAGCUUGAACCGGUAGAGCACACAAAGCACUCAAGCAUCCUCCGCGUACCAUUCAAGACUGAUGAUGGGAAAGAUCUUCGCCAAUGGGUUUCCCGGUUUGACAUUUAUCCUUACCUGGAGAGAUAUGCCCAGGAUUCUUCGGUCAAGAUUCUUGACAUACUGGAGGGAAAACCAGACUUGGUUAUCGGCAAUUAUACUGACGGCAAUUUAGUAGCAUCCCUCUUGUCAAGCAAACUAGGAGUCACCCAGGGAACAAUUGCGCAUGCUCUUGAGAAGACAAAGUACGAGGAUUCAGAUGUCAAGUGGAGAGAAAUGGACCAGAAAUAUCAUUUCUCCUGCCAAUUCACUGCUGACAUGAUCGCCAUGAACACUAGCGACUUCAUCAUUGCUAGCACCUACCAAGAAAUAGCUGGAAGCAAAGAGAAGCCUGGCCAGUACGAGAGUCACUACGCGUUCACGAUGCCAGGACUAUGUCGCUACGCCACAGGCAUCAACGUCUUUGAUCCCAAGUUCAACAUUGCUGCCCCUGGUGCCGAUCAAUCUGUUUACUUCCCCUUCACAGAAAAGGAGAAGCGGCUGACAGAUUUGCACCCCCAAAUAGAGGAGCUACUCUACAGCAAGGAGGACAAUGAUGAGCACAUAGGGUACCUAGAGGACAGGAGCAAGCCAACCAUCUUCUCGAUGGCAAGGCUCGAUAAGGUGAAGAACAUCACCGGGCUGGUCGAAUGGUAUGGUCAGAACAAGAAACUCAGGGAUCUUGUCAACCUGGUCAUUGUUGGGGGGCUCCUGGAACCUUCACAGUCAAAGGACAGGGAAGAGAUCGAGGAGAUAAACAAGAUGCACAGCUUGAUAAACAAGUACCAGCUCAAGGGACAGAUCCGUUGGAUAAAAGCACAGACUGAACGUGUGCGCAACGGGGAGCUCUACCGUUGCAUUGCAGAUACCAGGGGGGCCUUCGUUCAGCCUGCACUGUACGAGGCAUUUGGACUAACCGUCAUCGAGGCAAUGAACUGUGGGCUACCAACCUUCGCAACAAAUCAAGGAGGGCCUGCAGAAAUCAUUGUCGACGAGGUAUCAGGCUUCCAUAUCAAUCCACUCAACGGACAGGAGGCGAGUGACAAGAUUGCAGGCUUCUUUCAGAAAUGCAAGGAGGACCCCAUCUACUGGAACAAAAUGUCCACUGCUGGACUCCAGCGCAUCUAUGAGUGUUACACAUGGCAGAUUUAUGCAACUAAAGUUCUGAACAUGGGAUCAAUGUACGGCUUCUGGAGGACUCUCAACAAGGAGGAGAGACAGGCCAAACAGCGGUACCUACAGAUGUUCUACAACCUUCAGUUCAGGCAGCUGGUAAAGACUGUCGCGAAACUGGGCGAACAACCCACACAACCAGUGGAAAGCAUGGCAGCUGCUAGGAUCGUGCCAAGGCCAAAAGAAAGGCAUGGCCCAUUCUUACGAAAAUUACUGAAGAGAGGGCGUGGAAGCAACUGAACUGACCCGAUUGCUGUUUCAACACUGCAGAAGGCCGCAGACAAGGAUUCAGAGGAUUGCAAGCAACUUACUCGGAUCGGUACUCCCAACCUCCAACUUCUGUAAGGAUGCAGCUUGAAGGUGAAGACCAAACAUCAUAAACCAGAACUGUGCUUAUUGGAGUUCUAAUUGAACUGCAAUUGUCCAUAAUGGUUGUGAGAGUGAUACAAAGAGUAAAGAAUCUUCUGUGAGAAUCUUCAGUGUAAAAAGAAAUGUGAGACCAAACACCAGUUUGACUCGUUA